Messenger RNA from Phyllostomus discolor (pale spear-nosed bat), 2868 nucleotides. RefSeq names its product 25-hydroxyvitamin D-1 alpha hydroxylase, mitochondrial. Bases 648 to 2207 code for a protein of 519 amino acids. Gene Ontology annotation, molecular function: oxidoreductase activity, acting on paired donors, with incorporation or reduction of molecular oxygen; iron ion binding; heme binding. The transcript has 9 exons. Gene Ontology annotation, cellular component: mitochondrial inner membrane. The record is from RefSeq and is a predicted model, not a curated record. Gene Ontology annotation, biological process: cellular response to peptide hormone stimulus; glucocorticoid biosynthetic process; cortisol metabolic process. NCBI's taxonomy places the organism in Eukaryota, Metazoa, Chordata, Mammalia, Chiroptera, Phyllostomidae.
ACAAGUUCAUUUCUGCUCCUCAAGCCCCAAAUUCCCAUGGCUAGGACAGGGCUUGUUUACCUAACAGCACCACCCACAGACCUCCACAAGGAACAAAGAUGAAGGCUUCAGGACCCAUUUUAGCCCAUGAACUCACUUGCUUUCUGCCCAGUGUCAGGUCUGGGAGGUGAGUGAGAUGUGGUAAUGCAAGAAAAUUCUGCUCACAUAGGUGCAGCCUGAUGAGCCAAGAAUAUGGGGACAGCUACAGCUGUUCCUCUUCCCAGCUUGCUUCCCUUCCCGGAGGAGCUGGAGGAUGGGGAAUUCCUGAGAAUGGGCUAAGGGUCUGGCUCCCCAGAGAAGUGUUGGGUAUAUUGGACUGACUCUAUCUUGGUCACCUAAACCUUACUAAAUAGCCUUUCCCAGGAAGAGGUCUUCAGGCUGCUAGACUAGGGUGCCAGCCCAGAAGGGGAAAUUGAGGCAGGCCUCCCCUCCCAAGAGGGUCAUUGCAACUCAAGAUCCCAGGAAGCUGUGGAGACAGCCUCAGCCCCUCCUACUGUUCUAGGUGCUAAUCCCAGCACAGACCACUCAGGAAAGAGGAUUGGCUGAGUAACUUGGAGAAGGGGCGUCACCACUACCUCGCCCAAGGGUUAAAUAGGGGUACAGGCAAGAUGCUCAGAAGUACUAUAUUCCUGAACCAGAUCAUGACCCAGCCCCUCAAGCUCGCCUCCAGAGUGUUGCAUCGCGCCCGCUGUGCUUCCGAGCCGGGCGCCUCACUGGGCUCCAGAAGCUCUGGCUCAGCGCCCUGGAGCUUGGCGGACAUCCCAGGCCCCUCCACGCCGGGUUUCCUUGCCGAACUUUUCUGCAAGGGGGGACUGUCGCGGCUACACGAGCUGCAGGUUAGGGGCACCGCACGCUUCGGUCCUGUGUGGUUGGCCAGCUUCGGGAAGGUGCGCACGGUGUACGUGGCGGCCCCUACACUCAUUGAGCAACUGCUGCGACAGGAGGGGCCCCGGCCGGAGCGCUGCAGCUUCUCGCCCUGGGUUGAGCACCGUCGCCGGCGCCAGCGGGCUUGCGGACUGCUCACCGCGGAAGGCGAAGAAUGGCAAAGGCUCCGCAGCCUCCUUGCCCCGCUCCUCCUCCGGCCUCAAGCGGCUGCCCGCUAUGCCAGGACCCUAGACAACGUGGUUCUUGACCUUGUGCAACGGCUGCGAUGCCAACGGGGACGCGGUGCUGGGCCCCCCGCCCUGGUUCGUGAUGUAGCCGGAGAGUUUUACAAGUUUGGACUGGAAGGCAUAGCUGCCGUGUUGCUGGGUUCGCGCCUGGGCUGCCUGGAAGCCAAAGUGCCUCCAGAUACAGAGACGUUCAUUCACGCCGUGGGAUCUGUGUUUGUGUCCACACUGUUGACCAUGGCGAUGCCCGAAUGGCUGAACCGCCUUGUGCCGGGACCCUGGGGGCGCCUUUGCCAAGAUUGGGACCAGAUGUUUGCAUUUGCCCAGAAGCACAUGGAACGGCGAGAGGCUGAGACAGCCAUGAGGAGCCAGAGAAGGCCUGAGGAGGAAAAGGGAUCUGGGGUGCACCUGACCUACUUCCUGUUCCAGGAACAGUUGCCUGCCCCUUCCAUCCUGGGGAAUGUGACAGAGCUGCUGCUAGCUGGAGUGGACACGGUAUCCAACACCCUCGCCUGGGCUUUAUAUGAGCUCUCCCGACACCCAGAAGUCCAAACGGCACUCCAUUCUGAGAUCACAGCUGCCUUGGGCCAGGGGUCCAAUGCCCACUCCUCAGCCACUGCUCUGUCCCAGCUGCCCCUGCUGAAGGCAGUUCUCAAGGAGGUGCUAAGACUGUACCCCGUAGUGCCUGGAAAUUCCCGUGUUCCAGACAGGGACAUUCGUGUAGGCGAUUAUACUAUCCCCAAAAACACGCUGGUCACUCUGUGUCACUAUGCUACUUCAAGGGACCCUUCUCAGUUCCCGGAGCCAAAUACUUUUCGUCCAGCUCGCUGGCUGGGGGAAGGUCCAGCUCCCCACCCAUUUGCAUCUCUUCCCUUUGGCUUCGGCAAGCGCAGCUGCAUGGGGAGACGCCUGGCAGAGCUUGAGCUGCAAAUGGCUUUGGCCCAGAUCUUGACCCACUUUGAGGUACAGCCUGAGCCAGGCGCUGCUCCGAUCAGACCCAUGACCCGGACUGUGCUGGUACCCGAGAGGAGCAUUAACCUACAGUUUGUGGACAGAUAGUCCUGUGGAAGGAUGCUGUUAUCAUUACCCUUUCUCUUUUCAUGGAGGUUUACUAGGCAUAAGAGCAAGAGAUGUGUGUUUCCCCUGAGGACUGUCUAUCUGAUCAGACUGGUCAGAAUGACCAUAGCAAAUGGUUUGAGGCAGCCCUGACCAAGGUGUGAAGUGUGCAUUUGGCCUGACCCAGCAGGCCCAGAGAAAACCGUAGUCCCUCUGCCUGUUCAGCCCUUCUCCUGGUCGUGUCAUAUGUAUCCUUCCAGGGCUAGCUCAGACUAUGAAUAAUGCUGGGCGAUCUGAGGGAGAAUUCCACUGCUGCCCUUUUGGGGUUUCCACAGUGUUCAUUGAUGCUGCUGGCUAAGCUCUUGGCAUGACACAAGCUAAGUACUUGUGCAUCUGGUCUGCACCUGGUUGGUCCUCUCUCCUUGUUAUGUGAGCUCUUUGAGAGGAAAAAUGAGGCCUUAUUCAGUCUUUAUAUCCCCUACCAGGGCCUAUCCCUAAGUGAUACCACAAAAAUUCUCAGACUGAAUCUGGACCAUGUAGCAGAAGGUUACCAAAGCUCCAAGCAGCUUACCAAGAUCUGUCUACCCCAUUCCUUCCUCACCUUGCCCCUAGGAGGGUGAGUCUGCCCUUGCCUGGUUUAUAAUUAAAAAAAAAAAAAAGAACU